Molecule: messenger RNA, 2899 nt
Organism: Conger conger (European conger)
Lineage: Eukaryota; Metazoa; Chordata; Actinopteri; Anguilliformes; Congridae
Product: short transient receptor potential channel 3-like
Exons: 12
Coding region: 71-2575 (834 amino acids)
Biological process (GO): manganese ion transport; regulation of cytosolic calcium ion concentration; calcium ion transmembrane transport
Cellular component (GO): cation channel complex; membrane
Molecular function (GO): inositol 1,4,5 trisphosphate binding; protein binding; store-operated calcium channel activity
Source: RefSeq, a predicted model, not a curated record
CUGCCUUUGAAACAAAUAAGCAGCAGGUUUCAGGUUACCGUCGGAGAACCUGGCACAAGGACGACUGGCCAUGCUACGGGAAAAAGGGCGUCGGCAGGCGGUACGUGGCCCCGCAUUCAUGUUCAAUGACCGUGGUGCCAGCCUGACGACGGAGGAAGAGCGCUUCCUGGAUGCGGCAGAGUAUGGAAACAUCCCUGUGGUGCGCAAGAUGCUGGAGGAAUCGACCACACUCAAUGUGAACUGCGUGGACUACAUGGGCCAGAAUGCAUUGCAGCUGGCUGUGGGCAACGAGCACCUGGAGGUAACGGAGCUGCUCCUGAAGAAGGACAACCUGGCCCGCAUUGGCGACGCCCUCCUGUUGGGCAUCAGCAAAGGGUACGUGCGCAUCGUGGAGGCAAUCCUCAACCACCCGUCCUUUGCCGCUAGUGAGUGCCUGACCCAGUGGCCCUGCCAACUGCAGGAUGAUGACUUCUACUCCUACGACGAAGACGGAACACGCUUCUCGCCCGACAUCACGCCCAUCAUCCUGGCCGCCCACUGCCAGAAGUACGAGGUGGUGCACAUGCUGCUGACCAAGGGAGCGCGCAUCGAGCGGCCACACGACUACUUCUGCAAGUGCUCCGACUGCAAUGAGAAACAGCGUGAGGACUCCUUCAGCCAUUCCCGCUCACGCAUGAACGCCUACCGCGGCCUGGCCAGCCCCGCAUACCUCUCCCUGUCUAGCGAGGACCCCGUUUUUACUGCUCUGGAGCUCAGUAACGAACUGGCUAAGCUGGCCAACAUUGAGAAGGAGUUCAAGAAUGAUUAUCGCAAGCUGUCUAUGCAGUGCAAAGACUUUGUGGUGGGCGUGCUGGACCUGUGCCGGGACACGGAGGAGGUGGAGGCCAUUUUGAACGGCGACAUCAGCAAGGAGCUGGAGGAGGGGCAAUGCCACCGCACCCUUCUCAGUCGUGUUAAACUGGCCAUUAAGUACGAGGUUAAGAAGUUUGUCGCCCAUCCAAACUGCCAGCAGCAGCUCCUGACGAUCUGGUAUGAGAAUCUGUCAGGGUUGAGGGAACAGUCUGUAGCAGUGAAGUGCCUGGUGGUCCUGGUGGUGGCCCUUGGGCUUCCCCUGCUGGCCGUUGGGUAUUGGUUUGCUCCCUGCAGCAGGCCAGGGAAGAUCCUGCGGAGCCCCUUCAUGAAGUUUGUAGCCCACGCUGCCUCCUUCAUCAUCUUCCUCUGCCUCCUGGUCUUCAAUGCCUCAGACCGCUUUGAGGGGAUCAGCACCCUGCCAAACGUGACCGUCACAGACUACCCCACCCAGAUCUUCCGGGUCAAGACCACCCGCUUCAGCUGGACUGAGAUGCUCAUCAUGGUGUGGGUCGCAGGGAUGAUGUGGUCGGAGUGUAAGGAGCUUUGGACAGAGGGCCCCAGGGAGUACAUCCUGCAGCUCUGGAAUGUUCUGGACUUCAGCAUGCUAUCCAUAUUCAUUGCCGCCUUCACCGCCCGCUUCCUGGCCUUCCUCCAAGCCACCAAAGCCCAGAGAUAUGUGGAUGAGAAGAUCCACACUAGCGACCUCUCCUUGGUGUCUCUACCCCCUGACAUUGUAUACUUCACCUACGCGAGGGACAAAUGGCUGCCAUCAGACCCCCAGCUGAUCUCGGAGGGUCUGUACGCGAUCGCCGUGGUACUGAGCUUUUCACGUAUUGCCUACAUCCUGCCGGCCAAUGAGAGUUUUGGUCCCCUGCAGAUCUCUCUGGGUCGGACCGUCAAGGACAUCUUCAAAUUCAUGGUGCUCUUCAUCAUGGUGUUCCUCGCCUUCAUGAUUGGCAUGUUCAUACUGUAUUCAUACUACCUGGGUGCGAAGGUCAACCCCGCCUUCACCACAGUUGAGGAGAGCUUCAAGACACUGUUCUGGUCCAUAUUCGGACUGUCUGAGGUGUCAUCAGUGGUGCUGAAAUAUGACCACAAGUUUAUAGAGAACAUUGGGUACGUGCUCUAUGGGAUUUAUAACGUCACCAUGGUGGUGGUGCUGCUAAAUAUGCUCAUCGCCAUGAUCAACAGCUCAUACCAGGAGAUCGAGGAUGACGCAGACGUGGAGUGGAAGUUUGCGCGCUCCAAGCUGUGGCUGUCCUACUUCGACACCGGCAAGACACUCCCUCCCCCCUUCAGCAUCAUCCCCAGUCCCAAAUCAUUCUUCCAGUGCCUCUGGAGGGUCUGCUCCCUGCUCCACUGUAAGCAUGGCCCACUGAAGAGGGAUGUGGAGCUGGGCAUGGACAGCUCCAAAUCCAGGCUGAACCAUUUCACCCAGUCCAACCUGCGGAAAGUAGAGUCCCACAGCUUCACAAGUAUACUGAACCAGCCCACUCGAUAUCAGCAAAUAAUGAAACGACUAAUCAAACGCUACGUGUUGAAAGCACAAGUUGACAAGGAAAAUGACGAAGUCAAUGAAGGGGAGCUGAAAGAGAUCAAACAGGACAUCUCCAGCCUUCGCUAUGAGCUCCUGGAGGAGAAGUCCCAGGCCACAGAGGAGUUGUCUCACUUGAUACAGAAACUCAGCGAUAACCUCAACAUCAACAUGACACACUGUGCUUGAUACUGGGACCAUGAGGGCGUAGAUCCACCCUGCAGUUCACUCUUCAAAACGCCUGCACUUCAGCAGGGAGACCUCCAGCAUCCCUCUUUACUAAGAAAGCUAUUUGUUGGUUUACUUGUGUCUGUGGUAUUGUUUAGGCAUAUCCAAGCUUUAGGAAUCCAGCUGUAGUUUUACCUGUAAAUCAUAAGCGAGGAAAAUACAAAGCAAUUGAAUAGUAGGUUUUUUUCACUGACAUAAUUUUUAGUGGUAAAAUCAUGUGUUUAGGUGUGUUGCAUAUCCAAUCCAAAAACCAAACGUAAUCAGUCUAUUUGCAAAAUAAUCAAA